Messenger RNA from Pogona vitticeps (central bearded dragon), 903 nucleotides. Lineage: Eukaryota; Metazoa; Chordata; Lepidosauria; Squamata; Agamidae. The record is from RefSeq and is a predicted model, not a curated record.
AUGACUCCCCAACUAAAGCCCCAGGAACACAGGGAGAAGAUUGCCACUAAAUCUGAGAAAACUCUCUUCUGGGUGGAAAAUGACAACAACCCUUUUUCCUGCUUUGUCUAUGAAGUCGAACCUGUGAGAUGUUCUACCACUAAUAUAGCUUCCCUAUGUUUUCCUCCUCUAGAGAAACACCUGGUGCUCCUUCGAGAUGGCAGGACGCUGAUUGGAUAUUUACGCAGCAUCGAUCAGUUUGCCAAUCUGGUUCUGCACCAGACAGUGGAGCGCAUUCAUGUAGGCAGAAAAUACGGUGACAUCCCACGUGGCAUCUUCGUGGUGAGAGGCGAGAACGUGGUCCUCCUAGGGGAAAUUGACUUGGAGAAGGAAAGUGACACCCCUUUGCAGCAAGUCUCGAUUGAGGAGAUCCUGGAAGUGCAGCGGGUGGAGCAGCAAGCCAAGCAGGAGUCGGAGAAGCUCAAAGUGCAAGCGCUGAAGGAGCGGGGCCUCUCCAUCCCCCGUGCGGAUACUCUGGAUGAAUACUAGACUCCUAGCCUGGACAACAACGGCAGCUGCCUGAGAGCAGCAGCGUUCACACUGGAGGAGUGCUUUUAUUUUUUAUUAUUUUUAUUUUUAUUUAGAGCCUUGUGUGAAUGAAAGCCUUCUUAAUUUUGUUUUCUUCCCUCCUGAGUGCAGAAUAUAAUCAUGAUGUAUUGCUUUCACAAAAUCACUGUUUUCAAGGACCCACGAGAAAGCCGGCAUGCUCUUGUAAGCCAGAGUGACGGAGCAGCUUUUAAGAGGGGCCGUCUUGGGAUGAGAAUCCUCCGCUUGAGUUUCUGUAGUUUCAUGACUUUGGAAGGAGAGGAGAUGGACGACUAACUCUGUCUCCAGCAUGUGAAUAAAAGUUGACUCCGAACACCA